This is a messenger RNA of Fragaria vesca subsp. vesca, 2768 nucleotides long. RefSeq names its product pentatricopeptide repeat-containing protein At4g18750, chloroplastic-like. The coding region runs from base 156 to 2768 and encodes 870 amino acids. The record is from RefSeq and is a predicted model, not a curated record. Gene Ontology annotation, biological process: RNA modification. Gene Ontology annotation, molecular function: RNA binding; zinc ion binding; protein binding. The transcript has 3 exons. Lineage: Eukaryota; Viridiplantae; Streptophyta; Magnoliopsida; Rosales; Rosaceae.
GUUGGUAAAAAAAUAUUUACCACUCAAAUUAGUACCCCACUCUAAUUAGUACCUUGGCGUGAAAUAAAUAUAGAGGUGGAAUGAAAUGUUGAGAACAAGAGUGAGAUAACUAGCAAGGCAAAACUGGUUUACUGAGGUUUAGAAUCACAGAGCCUAUGUUGAUGCUCUGCACAACCUCACCAAACCAGUCAUGGGUCUCUCCUUCUUCCUACCAAUACAUAAACCCAAACCCUUUGAAGCCCCGCUUCAUUUUCUUCAGACCCAAUUCAAGAACCUCUCUUUUUGGCGCCAAAUUUCGUGUCCCGGCGACCACGCUCGCCGGAACUACCCAUCGCAAAAAUGCUGACAAGAAUGUGAAGAUUGGCGUGCUCUGUGAACUGGGUAAUCUGAAAGAGGCGGUGGAAAUGGUGUGCGGGUCGGAAAGCUCCGAUCUUGAUUCGGCGGCGUACUGCUCCGUCUUGGAGCUCUGCGCCGGAAACAAGUCUCUGAAAGACGGGAAGAGAGUUCACUCGGUUCUUUGUGAGCAUGGAGUGAACGUUGAUGGGUAUGUGGGGGCAAAGCUUGUGUUCAUGUAUGUGCAUUGUGGGGAUUUAAGAGAAGCGAGGCGGGUUUUCGAUGCAUUAUCAGAUAGAAAAGUUUUCUUAUGGAAUCUUAUGAUCAAUGAGUAUGCCAAGGUUCGUGAUUUUAGAGAGGGUGUGUGUUUAUUUGGGAAGAUGGUGGAGUGUGGUGUUGAGCUGAAUUCGUAUACGUUUUCGUGUGUUUUCAAGUGUUUUGCUGCUCUUGGGUGUGUUAGGGAAGGUGAGUGGGUUCAUGGGUAUUUGUAUAAGCUGAGAUUUGGGUCUGAUAGUAAUGUGGUGAACUCUUUGAUGGCUUUUUAUUUCAAGAAUGGGAGAGUUGAGAGUGCACGGAAGGUGUUUGAUGCGUUGCGUGAGAGAGAUGUUGUGUCGUGGAAUUCCAUGAUAAGUGCGUAUGUGUCCAAUGGUGCUCCGGAGAAGGGGAUUGAGAUUUUCAGGGAGAUGGUUUGGUCUGGGAUUGAUGUGGACUUGGCUACGAUUAUUAAUGUUCUGAUGGCUUGUUCGGACUGUGGGAAUGUUGUGUUAGGUAGGGUGGUUCAUGGUUAUGCGAUGAAAGGUGGUUUCGACGUGGAUGUUGUGUUAUGUAAUAGUGUGUUGGAUAUGUAUUCGAAAUGUGGUGAUUUGAGUGAUGCAGUGAGAGUUUUUGAGAAGAUGGGUCGAAGAAGUGUUGUGUCGUGGACUUCAAUGAUAGCCGGUUAUGUUAGAGAAGGUCUUUCGGAUAAGGCAAUUGAGUUGUUUUGUGAAAUGGAAACGGAUGGUGUUAUCCCAGAUGUUUAUACAAUCACAAGCAUACUUCAUGCAUGUGCUUGUAGCGGCUCAUUGGAAAAGGGUAAGGAUAUACACAAGUAUAUUAGGGAACAUGAUAUGGACUCGAGUUUGUUUGUCUGUAAUUCGCUCAUGGAUAUGUAUGCAAAAUGUGGAAGCAUGGAAGAUGCUGACUCAGUUUUUUCUCAUAUGCCUAUGAAGGACAUCGUGUCAUGGAAUACCAUGAUCGGAGGUUACUCCAAGAACUGCCUUCCAAACGAAGCUCUUGAACUCUUUUCUGAUAUGCAACGGAAAUUUAAACCUGACAGCAUGACCCUUGCCAGUGUCCUUCCUGCUUGUGCAAGCCUAGCAGCUCUCGACAGAGGUCAAGAGAUCCAUGGUUAUUUACUGAGACAUGGAUACUUUUUGGAUCAAUAUGUUGCCAAUGCACUUGUUGACAUGUAUGUCAAGUGCGGGGUGCUAAUUCUUGCUCGGGUACUUUUUGAAAUGAUUCCUGUGAAAGAUCUGAUCUCUUAUACUGUGAUAAUUGCUGGUUAUGGGAUGCAUGGAUUUGGAAAGGAAGCAAUUGCUGCAUUCAAUGAGAUGACAAAGGCUGAAAUUGAACCGGACAGCAUUUCCUUCAUCUCUAUACUUUAUGCUUGCAGUCAUUCUGGAUUGGUUCAGGAAGGAUGGAGAUUCUUUGAUAUUAUGAGAAAUGAUUACAAAAUCGAGCCCAUGUUGGAGCAUUAUGCUUGUAUGGUGGAUCUUCUUGCUCGGACUGGGAAUCUAACCAAGGCAUAUAAAUUUAUUAACAUGAUGCCAAUUGAGCCAGAUGCCACAGUCUGGGGUUCCUUGCUCUGUGGUUGUAGGAUUCACCAUGAUGUGAAACUAGCAGAGAAAGUUGCAGAGCAUGUCUUUGAACUAGAGCCAGAAAACACUGGCUAUUAUAUACUUCUAGCAAAUAUUUAUGCAGAGGCAGAAAAGUGGGAAGAGGUGAAGAAGUUGAGGGAGAGGAUUGGUCGGCGAAGCUUGAAAAAGAAUCCGGGCUGUAGUUGGAUAGAGAUCAAGGGAAAAGUUAAUAUCUUUGUUGCAGGAGGCACUUCACACCCAGAUGCCAUGAAGAUAGAGUCCCUAGUGAAGAAAUUUAGAUCGAGGAUGAAGGAAGAUGGCUACAAUCCUAAAAUGCAGUACGCUUUGAUUAAUGCAGAUGAGGUGGAGAAAGAAGUGGCUCUCUGUGCGCAUAGUGAGAAAUUAGCCAUAGCAUUCGGGAUACUGAACACGCCACCCAGAAAAACCAUACGAGUGACCAAGAAUCUACGAGUCUGUGGCGACUGCCAUGAGAUGGCCAAGUUCAUAUCCAGAACAUCUAGGAGGGAAAUUGUUUUGAGAGAUUCUAACCGCUUUCAUCAUAUGAAGGAUGGGAAUUGUUCAUGUAGGGGCUUCUGGUAA